Messenger RNA from Dimorphilus gyrociliatus, 2509 nucleotides. The record is from the annotation of a GenBank genome assembly. NCBI's taxonomy places the organism in Eukaryota, Metazoa, Annelida, Polychaeta, Dinophilidae.
GCAAUGCAUGGUGGGAUGGCAGAGCUGCAGUUGCGAACAGCGAUAGGAGAAAAUGAGCGUCUGCUUCGUGUGCGGUAGUAAGAUAACAGUGACUUAUAAAUUAAGUGCUAAACAAAGGCAAAACGGAGAGGCUUAUUUCCCUUUUUUGGAAAAUCAUCAACCCCCUGCUGGGUUCGGUCAAUUCGCUGAAGAUUCUUGUAAAUCAGUUUGUACAGUAUGCUAUAUGUUUCUUCUACAACAAUGGGAAGCUUACGAACGUCAGAAUACUCCGGCUGUCAAACGUUUAUAUUGGUUAAAACGAUGCGACGAUAAACAAUUUGUUGGAACGGAAUAUACAAGAGUAUCAUCGCAAAAUCACCAACCCCAACUACCCUUGCAAACACCUGGUGAUCAACAGACAUUUGUCUGUUUCUUGUGUGGUGCCCAACAUUCACAAGUUUCUGCUCGUUUUAUAUAUUCGCGAUCUCAUGCAAAUGGGGAACCCUACUUUCCAUUUCUUGAAGAAACUAAACCUGCGAAAGGAGCGUCAGCUCUUGACCUCCAUGGGAUGACAAAAGUUUGUAUUGGUUGUCAACGUUCUUUACACAGACAAUGGAGAGCUUUCGAUGAUUCAAAUGUGUCAGACGAAUUGAGAGUAUACGAAGUUGAUGGUAUGAAGACGAAGAAGACGUUGGAUUCACAAGAUGGAGCACCUGUAGAAAUAGCCCCACCUACAGAUGCAAAACAUGGAGAUGUCAAUGAUUUGGGAAAUGAAACAGGUUUACCAAAACCUACUAACACAUCUACGCCACCUAGUAGUUCGACAAGGAAUUCAUCAGGCUUCGCUGCUGCUCUUCGAAAACUCGCCAAACAAGCAGGAGAUGGCGCUGCCGUCGAUAAAAAAUCAUCUUCUCCUCCAAUUCAUAAUUUAGACAAGUCAUCAUCAGACACUAAAAGUUGGACUACCGAAGUUUCUUCCAGUCCAAAUCAACAACAGUCAAUGAGUUCAGCCGGAAGCAAUUCCCGACCCUUAGAAGAAAGGGGCUUUCAACCUUAUAGACCAACAAGUGGAGCAUCAGUUGUUCCGUCUUCAUCAUCAACCGUUCCAGUUUCUGAUCAUGGAAGUGUUCAAGCAUCUCUUGGGGGAGGCUACGAUCCUUCUUCCAUGUAUGCUGCUGCAGCAGCAGCAGCAGCAUAUCAACAUUAUCACCCAGCUUUCUUGCAUUCCUUGCACGCCGAUCCGCUUCUUCUCGAACGAUAUCGAUUGAUGCAGCAGUCUUCUCUCAUGCCUUACGCAGCAGCCGCAGCCGCAGCAGCAGCAGCUGCAUCAUUGCCUCAGCACUCCCUCCAUCCAAGCCUGCCUGUAAGAUACGGUGACAUCAUGGCCAGUCAACAACAGCCGCUCGCUUUAACGUCGUCUUCUAACCGAAAAAGUGAAGAAAACGCUCGUCGAGACAAAGAAGAACGAGAACGCAGGGAGGCAGCCGAGCGGCAAAAGGAAUUAGAAAGGAAACGCGAGAGUGAGAGGCAACAACGAGAGCAACAAGAAAGACUACGGCUGGAGCGUGAAACACUCGCUCUGCGGGAAAAAUACAGAAAUGCUUUUCCUCUUCAUGAUCAACUGAGUGCCUAUGAUCCUUUAGCUAAAGCUCGAGAUACGGCAAAGUGGGCUCAGCAACAGCAGCAAUUGCAAGAAGUGGCUGGGCGUCAUAGCCUUAUGCAACAACAAUUUCUCCACCAUCAGGACGCCUUACUUCGUAAUGAGCGUAAACGACCUCUUGCAUCGCCGAAAUCCAGCUCUCAACUUGGUGAACCUAAUCAAAAAAUAAUGCGGACGACUCCUCCACACGCACUUCAUCGGCCGUUUCUUGAAUCGACACCCACUUCCUCUAAAACCUUUGUUGCCAAUGGGUUUGAUGGGUCUCCAAACAGAAAAUCACCAGAAAAACGAAGCAGACCAAUAUACGAACCGAUCUCGCCUGUUCCUCCUGUAGCUUCUAAUGGCUGUAAAGAGACACCGAAAUCGACAAAGACUAACGGUCUAGUCUUAUGUGUUGAAGAAUUUGGGUUAUCACCGCCCGAUAUUGAUGCCGAUGAGCUGUGCAAGGGAUCAGACUUCAAGCGAAAGGUUGCUUUUUUAGCGGAUGCUUGUGAUCUUAGACCGGUUGAUCGAGAUGUUCGAAUAAUAAUGGAUAAAGUUCGGCAAGCUUGUGAUAUUGAUCACAAAAGGAGGGCUCAACAGCUCGAUGGUGUAAAAAAACGACUUGAGGCUGUUAAGCUAUUUAAUGAAUCUACGACGGCUAUAAGUCGAGAAUUCGCCGAACAAUUCCAUGAAUCAGUUUUGGCAACAACUAUACAGCAGGAAAGGUCACGACAAGUAAAACUGAAAAAUGAUGACACAGAUGACGAAAACAUUUCCCUGUCUUACAAAUGGCCUGGUGUAGAGGCUGUGGUAAACGCUUACUGCAAGCAUUUACAAGGUAAAGAAAGAAUAUCAGCGUGCGCAACGCAACGCCUAAUGUCUUAUUGA